Platichthys flesus (European flounder) is the source of this 1553-nucleotide messenger RNA. RefSeq lists its product as uncharacterized. The transcript is spliced from 5 exons. The record is from RefSeq and is a predicted model, not a curated record. Bases 158 to 1414 code for a protein of 418 amino acids. Gene Ontology annotation, molecular function: integrin binding. Gene Ontology annotation, biological process: cell adhesion. NCBI's taxonomy places the organism in Eukaryota, Metazoa, Chordata, Actinopteri, Pleuronectiformes, Pleuronectidae.
AAGAGGAUGUGUGGUAAUAAAAACAGGCGGCGCUGCCAACAGUGUUCCACAACGUCCCGAGUGAGAGAGAGAACUGGUACAGAGCGUCUCACCCUCUUGCCCCAGUUCCUUUUUUAUGUUCGACGAGUUUGUCCAGGAAGAAUAAUCGGGGGGGACCAUGUUUUUCAUUCCUCUGGUGGUUUCUUUGACGAGUCUCCUUUGCUCCGUCCCUGUCUCCUACUGUGAUGAAGAGUGUGCACCCAAACCUGUGUUCACUCCGUCCACACUGGUCGUGAAACAUGGCGACUCGGCGACCGCCACGUGCACCGUGUGUCCGUCCUGCACCGAGCGCUUCAAUCUGGAGAAAGCCAUCGGAAGUCACACAAAAAAUAACAACACCACAAUCACGUGGACGGUCGACAGAUUUACCGAGUGGAGCACAAAGCCUCAAUGCUAUUAUGGUGUUAAGCAGUGCCGCAGCCUCCUGCCUGUUAUUGUUUACAAACCUCCGGACAGUGUCUCAUUCAGCUUCACUCACUCGGGCCCGAUGCUGGAGGCUCAUCAGUACACGCUGCAGUGCAACGUGAAGAACCUGGCUCCGGUUCAAAACCUCGUGGUGACCUUCCACAGAGGUCAGAACUCAACGGUUCGACUGAAUUCCACCAGUGAGCCACAGAAAAAACCAGUGAGCAAGGAUUUCUCUCUGAGCAUCACCGCCAGCAGAGAAGACGACGGAGCUCAGUACUGGUGUGAAGCCAAACUGGAGCUGGGACCUGACGGACCACAGCCCCCUCCAGUGGUGAUGUCACAAAAGAUCACCGCCACCGUCCACUAUAAACCUCACGUGGAGAGGUCAUCCCAUCCGGAACACGUCGUUGUCACAGUAGGAGAUCGUCUCCAGCUGAACUGCUCAGCUGAGGGAAACCCCCCCCCAUCGUUCACCUGGCUGCUCCCUGGGCGCGGGCCGCCUGGGCCCCCCCUCACCGCCACACCUCUCAUCAUUCAGUCCGUCACUGUGCAGGAUGAAGGCCAAUACGUGUGUUACAUCACAAACUACAUGGGGACCGUGAACACCACCUACAACGUGCAGGUCAAAGAAUUGGAGUUAACCUCAACCAGUUUGCCUCCAACCACCACAGCCACAACCACAACCACAACCACAACUACAGCAGCAACAACUACAGCCACAACCACAGCCACAACCACAACCACAACUACAGCAGCAACAACUACAGCCACAACCACAGCCCCAACUACAGCCCCAACUACAGCAGCAACAACUAGAGCAACUACAACUACAGCGACUACAACUACACCAACAACAACUCAAACCACCACCCCCGAGCUGACCACUGCACCGGGCAGCAGCACCAGCAUCCCACUGACUCACUGGUUUAUUACGUGGAUCCUGGUUUUAUUCUCUCUCGUGAUUUGAGCUUCAGAUAAAUUAAGACCCAAAAAUAAGAUGUAAUGUAACCAUGACUAUAUGCAGUGUAGAUCACAUCUAAAGUCAUUGUCAUAAUUGCUGUGGUUUAUAAGCAGUAAACUUUUAAAUAAAUAAUACAUUUUUCAUG